UGUCACCUGUUUUGCUGUACACUCGUCGACAGCGCUAUUUGAAAUGCAGCUUAUUCCGUGCACCACAAAAGCGAGUCACCCUUAAGGAAACAUUGCUGCUGUGAUGAUAAUGAAGCGAAAUCUGACGUAGUGACUAAUGAUCCCUACUGUGAAGGCUCCAUAAUCUGAGCACCUAUGUUUACGAAUGUCUUGCAACGUAACACUCUUGUUAUCUUUAUUUUCAGGCGAUGAUAUCUACAAAAGGCGUUCUUAAUCUCUUUCGGACUGUAUUUUACCCCGCGCACAGUCAGGUGAUAUUCAACAGCACAAUUAUACCAGAUCUUGUUGAAAAACAAAAGACUUUGAAAGAUGCAGCCGAGAGUUCUCCAGGACUAAAUAUUGUGGGACAUAACAUAGUAACAGAAGACUGUUUAACUUCAGUAGUAGAAAAUAAACAGUAUUACGAAACUCCCAUCCUUCACUUGUCUAUGCGAAAGAAUAAUUUAGUUGCAACAUUAACUGACUGCAAUGGGAGAGUUCUAGAUAGUACGAGUUGUGGCGCUGAAGGUUUCCACAAUGCCCGCAAGAAAUCGACUGUCGCUGUUCAAACUGUUGGUAUUUCAAUAGGACUGAAGGCAAAGAAGCUUGGAAUCAGUGCUAUACGAAUCGUUAUCUCUGGUCAAACUAAAUCUAAACUGGCCGUACUUUCGGGUCUCAAUAUCUCUGGAAUGCAGAUCAUCUCUUUAACGGACGAUACAGAGCUCCAUUAUGGUCAUGGAAGAAGACCCAGAAAACCGCCCAGAAAAUGAAGACAGACCGCAUACCAUUGCUAGAAGCACUGUGCGUAAAAUAAAAUGUAGAACCUUCUUUAUGAGUGUUAUUCUGUAACUUGAAAUCGUCUAAUGCUAGCGCUACUUUUCUUUUCGAUGUUUGAGUGAAAAACCGAUUAUCUUGCGGUGGUACGAGUUGAUCAAUGCCUAACGGGCCUUCUGUACCCCAACUGAGAUUUCGUUAGCCCGUCCGGGCUGAUGCAACUCUUCAAGUAAGUGAAGUGGUCGAUGCAUUCCCCCACUUCACUCCCAUAUCAUUAAACUGGGAGUAGCCGAAGACAAGUCUUGGAGCAUCAUUGUACAUUUGACAGGUGUGAAACGCGUGUCCAACGUACACAGAUUCCUGCUCAAGGCAUUCAGAAGAUCCUGC
This is a messenger RNA of Heterobilharzia americana, 1179 nucleotides long. Lineage: Eukaryota; Metazoa; Platyhelminthes; Trematoda; Strigeidida; Schistosomatidae. The record is from the annotation of a GenBank genome assembly.